Molecule: messenger RNA, 2226 nt
Organism: Plasmodium vinckei vinckei
Lineage: Eukaryota; Apicomplexa; Aconoidasida; Haemosporida; Plasmodiidae
Product: conserved Plasmodium protein, unknown function
Exons: 1
Coding region: 1-2226 (741 amino acids)
Source: RefSeq, a predicted model, not a curated record
AUGUACAUACAAUAUAGACUAUUCAGUGAGCACUCCUUAUGGAGAGUAUUAGAAAUAAACAAAAGUGAGAAUUAUAUUUUGGUUAGCGAGCUAAAAAAUAUAAUAAGAAAACAAAGUAAUAUAAAUUAUAAUAACAAAAUUGACAUAUACUUUUCAUUAUACCAAAAUGAAGAUGAAGAGGAUAUAAAUAAGAAAACGCGAAAUAUUUCAAAAGAAAUAAAAUAUUUAGAUGUGGAUGAUAAAAUAUAUAAUGGGAAUAAAAUACUUGUACAUAGAGAUGUGAAAAAAAAAAGUACUGUUCAUGAUAUAACACAUAUAGCUAAAAAAGAAAUAAUAUUAGAUGUUGAAGAGAAACAAAAAGUAAAUUUACCAAAUGAAUUUUUAUGUAAAAUAUGUAAUUAUAUGUUAAUAGAGUCCUAUAUUAUAGUGUGUAAUAAUAAUUGUGGUUAUUCAGUUUGUAAAAGUUGUAUAUUAUUUUAUAUAUUUAGUUGUAUAAUUAAAGAAGAUGAAAAAAAAAAAAAUUAUAUUGAUAUGUCUUUAGUAAAAAAUGAUGAAAAUAUAAUAAAAUGCCCUAUUUGUAAAGGAGUAUUAAAAUAUUGUAUUGUAAAUAAAAAAAUGGAACUAACUUUAAAAAAAUUACAAGAUGAACGAAAUGAUAUAGAUUCGUUUAAUUUUAUUAUUCAAGAAAGAAAUAAUAAAUUUGGAAAAAUAAUUGAAAAAAUGAAAAUACAGAAUUUUGAUUAUUCAAGUAUAGAAAACCGUACCAAUGAUGGCACAAAUAUUAACACAUUAUUUAAUAACCAUAUUUUUAAAACGAUUGAAGAAAAAUAUAUAUACUCAACUAAUAAUAAUAAUAAUAAAAUAAAUGAACAAAUAAAAAUUGAAGAAAAAACAAUUUUAAAUCAUUUUAUGUACUUAAUGGAUAGUAAUAAAUUAAAUUCAAUGAAAGAAUAUCAAAUGGUUUAUAUAGAUUUUGAUAGUUGUAUAUUUGAUACUAUACAAAAAAUGAAUAUAAAAAAUAUUUCUGAGCAUAUAAAUGGAAGUCAAUCACUACAAGAUAUAUUAGACCCAGACGAAAGAGGGAAUACUAUGCCUAAUAUAGCUUAUGCUUCUGGAGGUACAAACAAAAUAGAUAAUAAAAGGUUAGAUCCUAUAAAAUAUGGGAAAAAUGAAAAUAUGAAUAAUAAUCCAUAUAGUGGAGUUACUACUGAUCAAAAUAAUGGGCAAGAAGAAAUAGAUGAAAAAUUAUAUACUAAAAAUAAAACAUAUAUUAUUCCUAUAUCGUUUGUUGGUGGAGAGACUUCAUAUUCUUUAAUUGGUGUUUUUUAUAUUAGUGAUUUAGUUACUUCGUUUAAUAAUGGAAAUUCUAGAAAUCGAAAUGAAAAAGAUUUGAAUAAUAAAAUAGAAAAUUUCAUGAUGAAAUGGCAUGCAAAUGAGAGUGGUGGAAAUAAUAUCAAUAAAGAAAAUAUUAUGAGCAAACUAAAAAAUGGAGAUAUAUAUAAGGUAGAAUAUGUGAAUAAAUAUGAAAAGACAUGUUUAAUUCCAGUAAGGAAACAGCCAUUAUAUAAUAUUGUAAAUACAAAAAGAAAUAAAACAAAAAAAAAAACAAAUAUCGAAAUUGUGCUUGAGUUUAAAAAAUUUAUGGAAGUAGUUUUAACUGUUGAUAAUUAUAUUAGGUAUGGUAGUAGACCAAAUAAUUAUGAAAUAAAAAAGGUGACUACAUCGACAGGGGAUGAUAUAUCUGGGGAUAUUGGAAUGGUUGGUGGGUUAAAUAUUCCAUUUAAUAAUAUGGAUGAAAAUGAAAAAAAAAAUAUGAACGUUCAGAAAAAUAAGGAAAUACAAGAUAUUUCAUAUAUGAUUGGAAAUAAUCAAGAUAUGAAUUCUCAAAUAAAUUAUGAAGGGAUUUUACAGCCUAAUUAUUCGUCUGAAAAUAUUUAUAUUUUAACAAAACAUAGUGAAUUUCAAGAAAUAUACGAAAUCUUAUAUAGUACAAAAGUUGCCCCAGUUUCUAUACAAAAUAAUUUUAAUAUAAAUAAUCCUUAUGCUGAUUAUUGUGCUAUACUUCCUUUUUUAACAAAAGAAGAAUUUUUAUUUUUUAGAAAAUUACAACGUAUUUAUAAAGAAAAAUACUUGAAAAGGUUGUACAAGCAUGUUAAGGAAAACAAUUUGAAUAUAAACAUCUUUUCGAAUGCGGUUAAUUCGAUAUUCUUUUCGACAAUUAGGUAG